Messenger RNA from Coregonus sp. 'balchen', 22697 nucleotides. The record is from the annotation of a GenBank genome assembly. Lineage: Eukaryota; Metazoa; Chordata; Actinopteri; Salmoniformes; Salmonidae.
AUGCAGGCUGAAGAAAUCUCAGCCGACCCCAAUGGCUCCCCAACACUGUAAGUUUACUGUACAUGGAACAGUUUCUGUGAAAUAUAUAUUUCUCAUUAUGUCAAGGCAUUGAAUGGGAUCUGAUUCAUUUAGUCAUUCAUAACAGCAUGGUUUUGCUUCUAGGUUGUCCGUCAUAAACAGUCCAGAACUUGACUCCAUCCACACAGAUUUCAAGUAAGUUAUCCCUUCUGUCAAUUUCUGUACCCUAGGCAUGUUUGACAACAGAAUUCUAUUGAUAGACUUUCGUUGGGCAAAAUACAUAUUACAUUUUGGUUAAUCUACCCCUGCACUGAAAAUAUUUUUCUGUGUCAGGAUUUCUAUGGGUUACAAUAUUAUGUUACUCACACAACAGUCCCUAUUCAAAUAGUUUCCAUCCCUUGUGCUCACCUUUUUUUCUAAAUGGCCUAAAUUUUGUCCCCCUGUUUCAGGUUACAGUUACCAGACAACAAAGAUUCACUCAACUCUACAGAACCAUUGAACACGUAAGUCUCAGAGUCAAUGGCUGAUGGCUGGGUGAUAUACAGGGUUGAGUAGUUAGAGCAGGGGUGUCAAACUCAUUUUAGCUCAGGGGCCACAUGGAGGAAAAUCUAUUCCCAAGUGGGCCGGACCGGAAAAAUCAUGGUAUAUAUAACUUAAAAACAACAACUUCAGAUUGUUUUCUUUGUUUUAAUAUGAUCAACAUACAACAUAAAGCUGGAGCCUGAGGACAGUGUGUCCAAAAUAGUACAAGCACAACAUCACUAUUAAUCAUAAAACACGUCAAGUUUAUUUGAAAAUUCUAAAGAAAAAGAACACACAAACACACAAUGCCUCAGUGAUUAACAGAACUGUUUCACAGAUCACAGAACUAUAUCAGGGUGUCAUUUCUCAGGCAGAAAUGUAGAUAAAAAUAAUGAAAUCCUGUUCCCCAAACAAGUGCAAGAACCACAGAGUCAAGAAUAGGUUAAAUAUACAAAUAAAAUAAAAUCAAUUAAAAACAAUAGCACAUCAACAUAAAAACAUAUAAACAUAAAGCUGGAGUCUGAGGACAGUGUCCAAAAGCACAAGAUGACUAUUAAUCAUAAAACACCUCAAGUUAUUUGAAAGUUCUGAGGACAAAGAACACACAAACACACAAUGCCUCAGUGAUUCACAGAAGUAUAUCACAGAUCACAGAACUAUAUCAGGGUGUCAUUUCUCAGGCAGAAAUGUAGAUAAAAAUAAUGAAAUCCUGUUCCCCAAACAAGUGCAAGAACCACAGAGUCAAGAAUAGGUUAAAUAUACAAAUAAAAUAAAAUCAAUUAAAAACAAUAGCACAUCAACAUAAAAACAUAUAAACAUAAAUCUGAAAGCGUUGCUCAAACUCCCGUAACAGUCCCGUUAUUUUAUCUUUGAACCGCUUCAUGUCUGCCACAUGUUGGGUCGCGCACACAUUUUUCAGACAGGGGAAGUGAGCUGCAUCACCACCGGCAAGUUGCGUCUCCCACAAUGACAGCUUCAACUUGAAAGAACGUAUGCUGUCAUAAUACUGCGUGACAACUUUGUUGCGCCCUUGCAGCUGUUUGUUCAAGUUAUUCAGGUGCUCUGUAACAUCCACCAUAAAUGCAAGGUCCGGCAUCCAUUCUGCGGAAUGAAAUUCUAACACUGGUUUGCCCUUUUCUUCCAUGAACUGUUCAAUUUCUUCUCGUAAAUCAAAGAAACGCCUCAGCACAGCACCUCGGCUUAACCAUCUUACCUCAGUGUGGUAUGGCAGGCCAUAGAUGUGGUCUUUCUCUCUGAGAAGGCUGUCAAACCGACGGUGAUUCAGGCUUCUGGAUCGGAUGAAAUUAACAGUUUGGAUGACCACCUUCAUGACGUUAUCCAUCUUUAAUGACUUGCAACACAAAGCCUCCUGGUGCAAAAUACAGUGAAAAGUCAAAAAAUCACGUCCUCCAUUUGCAGAUUGCACUUUCUCUCUGAACUUUGUCACAACGCCUGCUUUUUUCCCGAUCAUUGAGGGCGCACCAUCUGUAGCCAGGCUGACAGCGCGGGACCAGUCCACUCCGACCCUGUCCAGCGCGCCGACGAGUGCGGUAAAAAUAUCAGCUGCUGUCAUUGUAUCUGUCAUCGGCACCAACUCCACGAACUCCUCGGUGACGGUCAAUGUGUCAUCAACUCCGCGGAUGAAAAAAUGGCCAGUUGUGCAACAUCUGUAAUGUCCGUGCUUUCAUCAAUUGCAACCGAAAACGCAAUAAAUGACUUUACUUUUUGCUUCAACUGGCUGUCCAAAUCCACUGAAAGAUCGGAAAUCCUGUCUGCAACUGUGUUUCUUGUCAGGCUGAUAUUUGCAAAAGCCUGCCGCUUUUCAGGGCACACAAUCUCCGCUGCCUUCAUCAUGCAUGUUUUUACAAAUUCACCCUCACUAAAUGGUUUUGAAGCCACUGCGAUUUCAUUAGCAAUGAGGUAGUUAGCUUUCACUGCAGCGUCACUGAUGUCUCGGCUGUGAGUAAACACAGACUGCUGUUUCUUCAGACCCGCCAACAGUCCAUUCACCUUCUCUCAUCUCCACUGUCCUUGAAAGUUGUCAUAUUUGUCGGCAUGAAGACUCACAUAGUGGCGACGAAGGUUAUAUUCUUUCAGCACUGCAACAUGCUCUGAACACACCAAACAUACAGCUUUCCCAUUCAAUUCCGUGAUUAAAUAGGAUGACCAUUUUUCUUGGAACACUCUGCACUCUGCGUCCAUUUUUCUCUUUUUUGACAGAGACAUAUUGGGGCAAUGAGGGUGCCAAAGCACAUAAUGUUAAAAGUAGAAGCCGUAAUAAAUAUCGCGGGCAAAACAAAGUAGCUCAUUGGCUGCACGUGCUUGACCUACUUGCUCUGCCCCGGUAUAAACAGUUUGCUUGCUUAACACAAUUGCUAUUGCGCCAUCCAGUGGACGCAAUUGGAACAGCAGUUUAUUUAAUUGAAAAAUUGCAGGGCAUUUUUAUACUUACAUUUUUAUUUUUUUUUAUUUUUUAUUAUUUUUUUUAUCAUCUCGCGGGCCGGAUUAAACCCGUUUGCGGGCCUGAUCCGGCCCGCGGGCCGUACGUUUGACACCCCUGAGUUAGAGGAAAGGGUAUUGAAAAUCACCAGUAAGCGGGAGGGCAAUGACAUUUCUCCUUCCUGCUGUUCAACAUAUUAAUAAUUCAGAUAAGUACGCCAUUAAUGCUGGCUAUAAUCUCAGCUCCGGUCCAGGCAGGGAGGAAUCAAGAGGAAGACCAGACUAUAUUCUCAACCGUAGAGAUAUCAUUUGAUUUCAAUGCCUCUCACCAUUCCGCAGCAACUGGUCGGCUUUAACUCUAUACAUGUGAGAAGGAGGCUGUUGUUGUGACCACACAGAUUUAUUGACAUCACAUGAUUUUGAUAUCCGGCAGGCAUUUCCACCAUGAAGAGAAAGAGAGGAGGGUCAUAUUGCCUUACAGGUGUAGAGAUGAAGAUAAGAUGUGGUUGGUUCUACCUUUGGCACAGUGUGUCAUUGGGUUCCUUAGGUUAUGCCAUCAGUAUUUCCUUGGGCUACACUACCUCUGGUCUUUAUUUGUUCAAUAUUGUAUGACAUCGAUAUUUGAUCAUUCCUAAGGUCUUAAACAAGCAGAGAGACUUUACUUAGACCUUACCACAACUGCCGACACAACAUUUUUAUCUCAUUUCUUUGAGGAAAUAACUGCUUAAAUAUGGAUUUCGUGGGAGGUGGAGCUUUCCCUAAAAUGAAUUGCUUUCCCAUGAUAAUUUAUUACAGAAAGGAAUGUAAAUUCCCUGAGUCAAAAAGAGCAGGAGCCUGAAUUUAACCCCUAGAUGCUGUCCUAAUGCUCAUAUAUGUAAACACUUCAACUGAUACAGAUCUCAGAGAGCAAGAUAACGAAACACUCAAUGUAAAUUUGAAUCCACUUUUUUCAGGCAAGGCUUUGCAUCCGGAGGCAAGAUGUUCAUUGUGUAACAUAAAUGUAUUCAUACAUCGAAGAAGAUGAUCCACCCACACAUGACCCUAGUGUGUACUGUUGGUAAACUCUGGCAUCGCUCAAUGAAUAAAAUACAAGGACAGGUUUCUUGUAUACCCUAUGGCUGUCAGAGGGGUGGAGAUGCAGAGGAGUGACGUAUAAUGGGGGCAAUGAUACGCUGGUCUGAUGUGUCCCUGCUGCACUGCCUGCUGAAUAAUGUUCCCCAGAGGAAACUAACUAACCUUGACUGAGGCAAAGUCGUGUGUGUGUGUGUGUGCAUGUGUGUGUGUGCCUGAGCUGACCUCUUUGCGCGUGUCUUGAGAUUCACAGAUUUACCAUGUUGUAGAUCACUCCUCCUCUAUGACCUACAUUUAGACAGCAGUCUGAGAGCUCAUUCUGAUAAGUGGCUGGCUAUUUCCAUGGGUCAUUCACUUCCAGAGCGAUUGGCUGUAGUGUAAUUGCUGGAUCUCAGUGGUACUCAUCUCUCUCUCGUUACACAGUGUUCUACUGACUCUGUAAUAGGGGGAACCCGAGGCAGUGCGUCUGUGCGUCUGUGCUGCUGCUGCAGAAGUCAGCCUGAGUCACUGCAGUAAAGGCUUCCUUCUUAGCAGGACUCUUCCUCUCACCGGCAUAAAGUCAUUGUACAUCUCUGUCUGUCUUGCCGAGGGAUAUUGCCGUCUUCCAUUCAAGAUAUUCAGGGAUCUGAAUUAGUUCUGCUGGGUUUUUUUUGCGGUCGUCUGAGUGCAGUAGCCUAUCGCCUUUGGUUGAUGUUAUACUCAGGGUACCACCUUUCUGUGGUGCAUAGUGAAUGUUUUGGCUUAUGGUUUUAGUUUUGUAUCAUUUGACUCUAGUCCUGUGCAGCUAGGCCAGCCCUGCUACUGCAUCAGCCUAUCAGAGAAGAAACUGCAGUGUGUAGCGUGAGUGUGAUGAUGGGAAGAGGUGGGACAGGAGGAGGAGAGUUAAGGGACUGUGUGUGUUUGUGGAGGCGGAGAGUUGGGGGGUGGAAGAUGUUUAGUUUCUCUGUGUGAUAGUCAUCCCAAUCUUAUUAAGGGCUGCGUUCUUCCUCCCCUCUCCUGCCUGCUGCUGUUGCCAGAGGGAUUGACUGUGUCGCGCUGCGCAGCUGGAAAGGCCUGAGCCAGAUAGUCAAUUCUCUUCUGCGUUUGCUGUCGCUCUACCUCCCUCUAGUACUCUGUCUGCCAGAUGAAAAUGUCAGGAGAAGCAGAAACUCUAUCAAACGGGUAAGAGUUAUGUAGAUACUGCUGCAUGGUGAAGUGAUAGGUACUGACAGUGUGUUGAAGUAAACAGAGAGAUGCUGCAUUUGUGGUUUUGUGUGUGUGUUUGAAUGUGAUAUACUGUCACUAGUAAUAAUUUCUACAGUGAUUGAAACAAGAGAGGGUUCUCAAGUUAGAUGUAUCCGGAAAAACUAGACAGGUCUAUUUUUAAAGAUCCACCUCUUCUCUUUUGUCUGAUGAUUUCAUUGUGUUUAGAAGCAGCUUGUUUUACUGCAGUAUUACUUUGUUGGCAUUUCUUGACUUACUAGUACUUUAAUUCAAUGUAAAUUAACACUGGUGAAAGCUUUCAGGAGGAAUGCAGAUAAAGCAAUGUUGUAUCAGUGUGUGUGUGUGUGUGUGUGUGUGUGUGUGUGUUUGUUCGUCUGAGUGAGUAUGUGUGCAUGUUUGAUUACCUCUCAGAGCAAUGAUCUCUAUUGUGCAAUUUGCCCUCCAGAGAAAUCACCAUUGCAGAGUUGCUGACUUCAAUUAAUUAAUUAUCUGGACAAUGUAUACUAUGCGCAACCUUUCAGGAAACAAUAGCCUCCAUUGUGUGUACAUUAUAAUGCAAUUUCUCAGACCCAUCUAUGCCCCUUUUGAGUUUAUGGUUAACAGUCUUUAUAAGUGUGCAAUGUUAAACUACGGGGGACUCCAAGCUAGGCUGAAAAGAUGGGCUACAGAGAAUGUCAUGUCUUUGUUUUUACAGAGACCUGGCUUACGGACAAUACACUUGACUGCUAUUCAACCAGAAAGCUUUUCCAUUUUCCAUAUGGGUCAAACGGCGACUACUGGUAAGAGUAGGGGGAGGUGUAUGUUUCCUCAUCAACAAUUCCUGCUGUACCGAAGUUGAAACCAUCUGGAGCUCCUGUUCACCUGACUUGGUGUUUCUGAUGCUAAAAUGCCGACCUCACUAUAUGCCAAGUGAAUUAAAAUGUGUUAUUUUCACAGCUGUUUACAUACCGCCAAAAGCGAACAUCAAGGUGGCACUCAGCGAUCUGUACAAGAGCAUUAGCCAGCAAGAAUCCUCUCAUCCGGAAGCAGUCUUUAUUGUCACAGUUGAUUUUAACCAAGCACGUUAAAAAAAAAAAAAGUUCCUAAAUAUCACCAACAUGUAUCCUGCCCCAUGAGAGGAAACAACGUGCUGGACCAUGUAUAUACAAACAUCCGUGUCUCGUACAAAGCCAUCCCCACCCUCACUUCGGCCAAUCAGAACACGUGUCUCUGUUCCUACUCCCUGCCUACAAGAAGCAAGUCAAGAGGGAGCCACCAUCACAGAGAAUAGAUAGGUGCUGGACAGAGGAGGCAGAUUCAAUGCUGCAGGAGUGUUUUGAUAAUACUGAUUGGAAUAUGUUCAAAGAUUCAUCCACCCAGGACUCAUCCAUUAACAUUGAGGAAUAUACAUUGUCACUCACAGGCUUUAUUAGGAAAUGUGUUGAUGAUGUUGUACCCACAAUAACAAUCUGGACAUAACCCCAACUAAAAACCCUGGCUGAACGGACAUAUCCGUACCAUGCUGAUAGCCCGAACUGCAGCAUUCGGCGUACAAGGCAAGCAGAUACAAGCUCCGCAAAUCCAUUAUGGAAGCAAAAAGACAAUACAGACUCAAACUUGAAUUGAUGUUUGACAACUCAGACUCACAACACAUGUGUCAAGGACUACAGACUAUCACGGACUACAAAGGCAAAUACAGCUGUGUGGUGCCCACCCAAGCCUCCCUCCCAGAGGAGCUUAACACAUUCUAUGCUCGCUUCGAGGCAGACAAUACUGAGCCAUCCAGAAAGACUCGCUGCUCCGGACGACCAGGUGCUUUCGUUCUCCGAGGCUGACGUGAGGAAAACUCUCAAAAGAACAUCCCUGGCUGCGUCCUCAGUGUGUGCUGACCAGCUGGCGGCAUCUUCUCUGACAUCUUCAACCUGUCCCUGUCCCAGGCUGUAGUCUCCACCUGCUUCAAAGAGACUACCAUCGUCCCAGUGCCCAAGAAAAACAAGGUGACAUGCCGAAAAUGACUAUCGCCCCGUCACACUCACCCCAGUCAUCAUGAGGUGCUUCAAGAGGCUGGUCAUGGCCCACAUCAAGGCCAUCAUACCAGGUACACUGGACCCAGUCCAAUCUGCCUACCGCUCCAACAGAUCCACGGAAGAUGUAAUUUCCAUCGCUAUUCACACGGCCCUAACACAUCUGGACAAGAGGAAAAGCGCUGUAGCCAAAGCUUUUCAUUGGCUACAGUUCAGCAUUCAACACAAGUUUUCCCUCCAAACUCGACACCAAGCUCACAGCCCUGGGUCUGGACAGCCUCUGCAACUUGAUCCUGGACUUCCUGACACCUCCUCCACAAUGACCUUUUAAAAUGAUUUUUUACCCCCUUUACUCCCCAAUUUUGUCAUAUCCGAUUGGUAGUUACAGUCUUGUCCCAUCGCUGAAACUCCUGUACAGACUCGGGAGAGGUGAAGGUCGAGAGCUGUGCGUCCUCCGAAACACAACCCUGCCGCAAACAUGCACUCACUCGCACACACCCACACAGAUGUAUAUACUCAUCCACACACUCACACACACACAUUCAUGCUACACACACAUCACAACUGCUGCUACCAGACUUAUUAUUAUUGCUAAAUACUGCACAAUGUAAACAUUUGCCCCCCAAUCCCCCCUUCCCCAAAGCACGUGUAAAUAUUGCACUAUAAAUUGUGCCUUCCUGUAUUAUACUUAUGCUAAAAUGUAUAUUCUAUUCUACUGAGCCAUUUACUUUGUGUUCGUAUUCUUAUCUUUUAUUUCUUAUUGUUGUUGAAUUGUCAAGAAGAAACCUGCAAGUAAGCAUUUUGUUUGGACGGAGUAUGCCAUGUGUAUCCUGUACAUACGACUAAUAGAACUUGAAACAUGUCCUACUUUAGCACUUUUGAACAAGUAUUGUCUGAUUUCCAUCUGUACUUUCUUCUGGACAAGUUUGUUAUCUUUGGUCUGAUAAACAACUAAACCAACUCUCCAACAUAACAGCCAAGUAAUUUUUUGAUGUGCGUCAGCAGGUUUUGUUUAUUCAAUAAGAAAAAAAAAAUCUUAAGGUCCAGAACAGUCAAAUUCAUGUUUUUCAUGAAAUGUUAUGAUAUUUGGAUGAAACCAAAUCAAAGUAGGACUACCAAAGUAUGAAAAAUGACUGUUGCUUCUACAUUGAUCAAAUCAAAUCAAAAUAUAUUUGCCACAUGCGCCGAAUACAACAGACAAUGAAAAUUAGCUGUUCAGGAGUCUUAUGGCUUGGGGGUAGAAGCUGUUAAGAAGCCUUUUGGACCUAGACUUGGCCCUCCGGUACUGCUUGCUGUGCGGUAGUAGAGAGAACUUUGAUCAUAGUUUUAUCAUAAAGUUUCUGGUCUCCCCCAUGUCAAACACUUGGAUUCAGGAGGCGGGAUUAUUACGUUUUUUUUGUAGUGAUGUUAUGUUUGAUACCAGAGUUCUGAGGCAUGCCUUGAAAAUUUUACUGCAGCGUGUCAGCGAAGAGGUUUCCCAUAUUCAUCUAAGGCAAAUAUACUUAUAGGUUUCCGCUUUCAUCUGUGUCUGGCGUUAGCUAGUUACUGGUUAGCUAGGUCUUCAGCCAGCAUGGAACAAAAGCGGGGGAAGGUUUUCCCAAAACUCGGACGCAGUUGUCAUGUCGUUACAUCAAGAGACAUGCAAAAGGGGGGGAUUCAUACAAACUGCUUGACAUCAUUGAUAGUCAUGAUAUACAGUGCCUUGCAAAGGUAUUCAUUCCCCUUGGCGUUUUUCCUAUUUUGUUGCAUUACAACCUGUAAUUUAAUUGGGUUUUUAUUUGGAUUUCAUGUAAUGGACAUACACAAAAUAGUCAAAAUUGGUCUAGGGAAAUGAAAAAAAUAACUUGUUUCAAAAAAAUAAAUAACGGAAAAGUGGUGCGUGCAUAUGUAUUCACCCCCUUUGCUAUGAAGCCCCUAAAUAAGAUCUGGUGCAACCAAUUACCUUCAGAAGUCACAUAAUUAGUUAAAUAAAGUCCACCUGUGUGCAAUCUAAGUGUCACAUGAUCUGUCACAUGAUCUCAGUGUAUAUAUACACCUGUUCUGAAAGGCCCCAGAGUCUGCAACACCACUAAGCAAGGGGCACCACCAAGCAAGCGGCACCAUGAAGACCAAGGAGCUCUCCAAACAGGUCAGGGACAAAGUUGUGGAGAAGUACAGAUCAGGGUUGGGUUAUAAAACAAUAUCCGAAACUUUGAACAUCCCACGGUGCACCAUUAAAUCCAUUAUAAAAAAAUUGAAAGAAUAUGGCACCACAACAAACCUGCCAAGAGAGGGGCGCCCACCAAAACUAACGGACCAGGCAAGGAGGGCAUUAAUCAGAGAGGCAAGAAAGAGACCAAAGAUAACCCUGAAGGAGCUGCAAAGCGCCACAGCGGAGAUUAGAGGAUCUGUCCAUAGGACCACUUUAAGCCGUACACUCCACAGAGCUGGGCUUUACGGAAGAGAAAAAAGCCAUUGCUUAAAGAAAAAAAUAAGCAAACACGUUUGGUGUUCGCCAAAAGGCAUGUCGGAGACUCCCCAAACAUAUGGAAGAAGGUACUCUGGUUAGAUGAGACAAAAAUUGAGCUUUUUGGCCAUCGAGGAAAACGCUAUGUCAGGCGCAAACCCAACACCUCUCAUCACCCCGAGAACACCAUCAUCGGCAGGGACUGGGAAACUGGUCAGAAUUGAAGGAAUGAUGGAUGGCGAAGUUCUUGAGGGAAACCUGUUUCAGUCUUCCAGAGAUUUGAGACAGGGACGGAGGUUCACCUUCCAGCAGGACAAUGACCCUAAGCAUACUGCUAAAGCAACACUUGAGUGGUUUAAGGGGAAACAUUUACAUGUUUUGGAAUGGCCUAGUCAAAGCCCAGACCUCAAUCCAAUUGAGAAUAUGUGGUAUGACUUAAAGAUUGCUGUACACCAGUGGAACCCAUCCAACUUGAAGGAGCUGGAGCAGUUUUGCCUUGAAGAAUGGGCAAAAAUCCCAGUGGCUAGAUGUGCCAAGCUUAUAGAGACAUACCCCAAGAGACUUGCAGCUGUAAUUGCUGCAAAAGGUGGCUCUACAAAGUAUUGACUUUGAGGGGGGUGAAUAGUUAUGCACGCUCAAGUUUUCUGUUUUCUUGUUUUAUUUCUUGUUUGUUUCACAAAAAAAAAUAUUUUGCAUCUUCAAAGUGGUAGGCAUGUUGUGUAAAUCAAAUGAUACAAACCCCCCAAAAAUCCAUUUUAAUUCCAGGUUGUAAGGCAACAAAAUAGGAAAAAUGCCAAGGGGGGGUGAAUACUUUCGCAAGCCACUGUAUGAACAUUGUCUGGCAGUCAAUAUAUGUAAUGUACCCAGACCUCAACCUGUUUCAACAAAAAAUGUCUAAGAUGGACUAGCUAGCUAGCUUGAUAAACAGUGCUGACAAUUACUUUUGGGCUAGCUACACAAAUUAUAUAGCCAACAUUUGGUCUAUAUUGAUGCUUUUACAAUAACCAAACAAUUUGUGAAACAAUGACAGGAUUGGAUGUAUGCAAUUUUAAUGUUGUUUGAGUUGCUUUAUGUCUCAGCAAAUUUUCUUGACAUUAUCUCACUGCAACACUGCUCACAUGCGUCAUAAGCGUUUUCAAAGAACUGUCAGUCAUGGUGAGCUCCCCGCCCACUUAGUCUGUCUUUUCAGUCAUCGAGGUAGUUAUCGGGUAAAAUAUUGUGGCUGAUGUUUUAGUCACUCAAAAGGCUAUUUUACAUGGGAAUCAGAAUGACUGUUCGGGACUUUUAAAGGUGUUUGCUGAUUGUAGCAACUGAUUGGAAACUGGGCCUUAUGGAGACUCAAUGUGUGGUAAUAUUGGCACCAAGACUGUCUGUGUUGCACUGACAUUCAUGACUGUGUGUUGUAGUGAGCAGGAAGUGAAUGACCUAUAAGCUGCUCAUAGGGUAGAAGGAUGGUAUGGUCAUCCCCAUGUCAUUAGCCUGUGAAGGGAAGGAAAUAAAGGUCUGUUGUUCCAUAUGGAACCUAAUGGAUUCAUUAUAGUUUUUGAGAGAUUUCAAGCAUGGUCCAGCAUAAAGAGGUCCUCUGUAUCACUGAUCUGCUGGAAUGUAAAGGGAUGGCUGUCAGUUAGUUACCCUCAUUGUAGAGAUAGGCCAGCCUCCAUUGUUUGGCUUAAUACAUUGAACCCAAUUUGCUGGGAAGACAUUUUGUCGACCUUGGGGUGGUUUUGGUAUCAAAAUAGUGUGGCAUAGGACCAUAGGGGUUUUCAGCCUGUUGAACAUCAGAGCCCUCAGCCUAAUGGUUGCUGUUUCUGUCUGGGUAUAACUCUGGACCCUAUGUGACCGUUUUCUUGUAAUCUCUUUAUGAAAUGAAACUGAGGGCACACUCUGGUUUCAAAGGUACCUACUGUACCAGUAAAUAUCUGUUGUAAACAAACCUUUUAAACAAUUAAAGUGCAUAGUGCUCUAUUGUUUAGUGCUCUUGUUUUUAAUGGUAGGGAGCCUUGACAUCAAUAUUUGUUUGUUUGGGAUGAAGAUUACUCUAUAUUAAAAGAUUUGGUGAACCCCCACUUAUUUUGAUUAAAUCAUCCAUUUUUUCAUGCCGAGCGAAUGAGAAAGCUGCUCACUGAAGAAGCUGUGGGAAAAAAUCCAAUAAUCUUGUCAGAUGAGAAUAAAUGUGCUUUAAGAUGAUAGCAGUAAAAUAACUCUCGAUGGUAGCUAGAACAGCAGAGAAAACAAUGCAGAAGCCUGCUCAGAUCAGGUGAGAGACUAGGACAAUAUCAUGACCUGCACUCCUCACAGAACAUUUGGAGGUGUUCUGUGUUCCUCUUGCCCUACUACUAAGAACAGAACAGGGCACUGCAGCAGAGUUGCCUGGGAGAGAAAAAAGAAGUGACGUGGCUCUUUUUUAAGAUAUCCGUUACUGUAAAUAGACAGUGAAAUGCUCCUUUGUAGUUAAAGCUAUGUCAUGCUACUCUAUAUAGAGCUCAUAGUCAUUUCACCUAGUUCUUGACAUGAACAAACAUGAUUUUGUCCUGGGGUUCAUUCAUAACAUAAUAGAACACAUUUAGGUCCACUGGGAAGUUGGCAGUAAUAAACUUCUUUCAUUCGACAAUGUAAACCUAAUUUAUCUCAGAGGCAAAUUAUUUACUUGUUUGAGGGGACGUCAAAAAUAGAAUGUGUUAUUUUAACAUUUAGGUUCUGCACUGAGGACCAAUGGUAGGUAUUGUCCAAGACCCAUCAUUAUGUGUUAAAGUAACAUACUUAUUUGACCAACCCUUCAUCUGUCUCUUUCCCAUUUCCUAUUUUCUGUAUCUCAGGUCCCAGAAGUCAGACCUGUCUGUGGCCCUGGAGGACUGCAUGGCAGCGCUGGACCUGUUCCUGAGGAAUGACUUUGAGGAGGCCCUGUCCAGGCUUCGCUGCAGGUGAGAGAACUGGACCCUGGUCGUGUGGGUCGACACAAGUGGCAGGUGGUAAUACUGUGUGCUACUUUCACAAACACCAAAUAGCACUGGCAAGAGGCCUGGUUUCCUGAUCAGAUUGCGCUUCGCCAACUCCUUUCUUGUUCAUUGUCAUGUCAUAACCUGGGGGACCAGGCUAGGCUGGUGCUACAGUACAGUGUACACUCUGUGCUAGUUUCAUAAACUUCACCUCUCCUGUUUGACACCCCUUCAGCAUUGUGUUCAAACACAGCAUCAUCAAGUUUCCUAUUACUCUCUGUGAAUUCUCUCCUUCAUUAUCAUGACCUUCUCAACAUACAAUCUUUUCUCUUCUUUGGCCACUCCCAAACCACAGUUUCUCUCCAGCCCUCCCUAGUGUUACACAACUCAAUGGAUAUACAGUACUUAGCUAAUCCCUCCCAGUUUCCAUGUUGAUCUCCUCUUUUAGUUCUGAAAUGGACAUGGUAGCCGAGUCAAGCUUUAAAUUAAGGGAAUAUUUACCCCAAAGGGUAAUCUUGUCAAACCUGCCAUCGCCCAACCCUCUUGCUCUUACCACGCAAGGCUUGGCAUAUUCUGUCAGCUGUUACCCUGGGGCGAGGCGAUGGGAGUGAUGGUAGACUGAGUUCUGUUGGCAGAGCAAAGGUAUAGGCAUUUAAACUCCCCUCUGGCUUCCUUUGUUUGCUACCGGUAUUCAAAGAAAACCUUUGUGAGAAAAGCCUCCACGUCAUCAGCAUCCUAGUGUGUUGAGCAUAGGUUUACACAGUACUGUGUGAGAGAACAGUAAUAAGAGAAAAUCUAUUAAAUGAAAAAAAAAAACCUGUAGUUAAAGCCUGUGGUGCUGAAAUAGCAGUGCGUCUCUCUUUCUCUCUCUCGCUCUCCCUCCUUUCCUCUCCUCUCCUCCCUUCAGGCUGAUGUACUGUACUGACGCAGUAAGCUGGGCCAGGUAUAGUCCAGAAUCUCUGCAGCACAGCACACACAGUGGCAGGCGUUCUCCUUUAUACUAAACCCAUGUAAUAAUGCAGAGAGUAUGUUUAUACUGUGGUUUGCCUUUUUUCAUAUCACAGAAUGCUAAACACAGCAAUAUAUAUUUGCUGAAAUAUACAUUUGAUCAAACAGCAAGAUGAUCAUAAGCUACUAUAUGUUCAUAGUGAAAGAGACAAAGGCUUGCAGUUAGAUCUGUUUUUAAAAAAGGAAGGCACUGCAAUGACAUCAAAACAGACAGCCUUUUAAUUUCACAGCUUUAUAUUCGGAUUAGACAGAUUCUGCAUUGCCUGCUGCUCUCUGAAGCUACUAGUUAGCUGUUCAAACAUGCAGACUGGGCAGGAACAGCAGCAUGCCUUAUGUAAUUGUCCUGUCCCAAUGAAGUACUUGGUUGCUAGUGUUUUACACUAGGUGUGGAAGUGUUGAUCUAGUAUACAUAGUAAAAAGUAGGGGAGGGGCUGCUAUACUGUGCAACACGUAGAAAUGGAACACACAUGUUCAGACAGAGGGUGUAGCGUCACCACCUAGCAUGUCUCCAUCUCAUUGGCUGUCCACAAUUCAGGCUAAAAGGCAGAGACACGAUGGAUAGCAACUUACACUAUAAAUCGUACUACUCUGAAGACAAGAGUAACCAGCUUAACAGAGCUCCCUCAUUCUAAUGCUUUAUUCUUAGGAACUGUGUCAGAGCAAUUUGACCACACUUACAAACAACUAAAGUUGCCUUAUGUUGGCACUCAACGUGAGCGCUGUCAGGUUGUGGAAUUCACGUGCAUGUGCAUGAUGAGACGGAACACCUCUCUCCUGCUGGCUGGCUCUUUUUAAGGUGGUGUUUUUUUUUUGCAGAACAUUAGAUUAGAUUUACCCAUGAUGGUGAUUAAGCUUCAGGAGUCAGGAGUGCAGGCCCGUCACAGUCUCCACUGGCCCUUGUCCAUCUCCGUCUCCACAACAGUCAACAACAGCAGACGGAAGGCAGGCAGGCAGCAGGCACAAACAUCCCAAUUCAUGGCCUGUUUUUACCAUGAUGCUCUUUUUCCUGACUAAAUAGCUCCUGAUUUGUCUCCCCUUGAAAAAAGACACUAUAUAUACAAAAGUAUGUGGACACCCCUUCAUAUUAGUGAAUUUGGCUAUUUCAGCCACACACGUUGCUGACAGGUGUAUAGAAUCGAGCACACAGCCAUGCAAUCUCCAUAGACAAACUCAGUGACUUUCAAUGUGGCACUGUCAUAGGGUGCCACCUUUCCAACAGGUCAGUUCGUCAAAUUUCUGCCCUGCUAGAGCUGCCCCGGUCAACUGUAAGUGCUGUUAUUGUGAAAUGUGAAAUGUCAGGCAUGCAGACAUGCGACAUUCCAGUGAAGAGACUCGCACCAGCAUUGUCCCAUCCUGCCACUGUGACUAUGGUGGGACCUGCUGAGAACAAGUCAGACCAGCACUCCUGGUUGUGGAAUGUUAGUGUCACAGUGUGACAUUCAGGGAAUUCACAUGGGCCUGUUUCCAAGGGAACAUAUUGUAACUUAAAGGAGCUGGGCUUUUAAAGAGUGUUUGGUCAGAAAAUACAUUAAAUAUACUACAUAUUGAAUAUCAAUUAUUAUAUACUUAUACUUUGACAGUAAGGACAUCCAUACUUGUGCUCCUCCUCUUCCUUUGUUUUGAAGACAUACAAAGGAAUCUUUUUUGUUGAGCCAUCUGACUGCAUUUUGCGAAGGCAACAAUCGCUGCUAAAAAUAGAGCUCAAUAUUUCGGAUUCUUUUUUUCUUCCUUCCCAGAAUCAAAGACAGCAUGUACCAUGCGCUCACAUACGCCACCAUACUGGAGAUGCAGGCCAUGAUGACCUUUGACCCGGAGCACAUCCUGGCAGCGGGCAACACCAUGAAGGAAGCUCAGGCAGUGUGUCAGCGGUAAGGCUAAUUUGUAAUGGGUCUUUACUAAAACAGAUCUUCAAAGUUAUUGUAUGUAUUUAUUUCAUUUAGAGGCAAAAAAAGCAAAAACAAACGCUUUGGCUCAGUGGUAAGGCUCCCCUAUAAGAUCAGUCAAUCAUGAAGAGAGGAACCACAUGAUCUGAUCAAGUGAAACCACUUUGUGAAUUUUGUAACACGUGUUUGUGACUAAACAAGACACAUUUAACUCAUUAACUCCUAUUAUGAAGAACAACAAUAUACAGGGGAAAUCCAUUUGGUUCUGGAGAAACCCAGCCAUUCCAGUGGGGAGAACCUCUGGCUGUUUUGGGAGAUGUUCAUCCUGGUCUGUGGUGGCUGGUUAGCUCCAUGUUCUGUGAGAUAAUCACAGAGCAGAUAUCACCCAGGUCCUAUUAGAUCUCGCUGGCUGGUGGAAUUUCAGAGCGGCCUGUAACAGUGAGUGUGUGAAAAUGUCCUGUACGGACACGCCUCUCCAAAGGGUGGGACACACACACAUACAAACUCCAGGACUGGGCCUGCCACACCGUCUGAGGCCCUGGGGGCUCAGGAGGAACCCCAUGAUCAGGACUCUGUGCUAAUCUGAGCGAUGCUCUACAUCUUAUCUACACAAGCCAUGAAAUGUGUCUGGGCCACACUGAUUUGCAUGAAGUGUAGAUAUCUACGCAAAUACAACUUUUACAGGAGGUUUAACAUUAUCCCAUGGAUCACUGAUUCACAGUGGUUACAGUAAACCACUCAUUAUAUGCUUGUAUCUCCCUUAAUCCAUAUCAUUCAUGUAAUUCCCAAUACUGAAACAUGAUCUGAGUUAGCAAUACUGUCGGUCAAUGUCUGUCAAUGAAUGUGGUUACUAUAUGUCACCGUUUUUCAAUAUCCAAGCACAAGAAUGUGUUGAAUUCCCAGUUUCUUAGCACACAUCCACAGACUGGUGUUGAAUUGUUGUGAACCAACUAUGCUAUGUCUGUCUCAUCAAACACUGUAAUGUUGGAUUUCGUGUGAAAAUAAAAUGUAAUUAAGUUCUGUAUGUAAUCUCUCCCAGGUUCCGCAAGAAGUCAACCUUUAGCAACAGAAACUUCACAGAAGGUUAGAACAUACUUACUUCAGUACAUUCUAACUUCAGUACACACUAAGACACAGACAUAUUGUUUUACCACAAGCCUCUUAUCUUAUCACUCUUAUCAUUGUUUUAUAGCUGUGGAUUCCUAAGUAAAUAAAUAAAACCCUGCUACUGUAAAAUAUACUCUGUUUUUGAGAGAUGUUUAAUUUAUUACAUUUACAUUUUAGCAGAUGCUCUAGAGCGACUAGAGUUAAGUGCCUUACACAAGGGAACAUCAACAGAUAAAAAAAUUCACCUAGUCAGCUCGGGGACUCAAACUAGUUACGUGGCCCAACACUCUUAACCACUAGGCUACCUGCCAACCUAUUACACCUUGAUGGUUGUUCAGUACUUGAGAAUACAGUUUAAAAUGUGUUUCUUGUCUGUGGGUUUACUGUGCAGCCUCCUGCUGAUGUAAUGGUUUCAGGAUGUCAGAAGAUAAUUGUGCUGUCAUUUUCACCUCAGAGGAACUCCAUGCUGAAGUGUGCUAUGCAGAAUGUCUCCUGCAGAGGGCAGCACUCACCUUCCUUCAGGUAACCCACUGCUACCACAUCACCCACUGACACACACGAUCUCUCCGCAGCACUGAUACAGAUUUACAAGUUUAUGAUAUUGAAAUUGUUCUUUCCCCCUUUUUCUGUAGGAUGAAAGCAUGAUCAGUUUCAUCAAGGGAGGAAUCAAAGUGAGGAAUAGCUACCAGACAUAUAAGUAAGCACUCUUGACGUAGUGUAUGGCCUUUAUAGUGCAUUCCCCUGAUGUCUCAACUCAUUAAAAAAUUUUUACCCCUUUUUCGUGGUAUCUAAUUGGUAGUUACAAUCUUGUCUCAUCACUGCAACUCCCCAACGAGCUCGAAGGUCGAGUCAGGCGAAGGUCUACUCAUGCGUCCCCCGAAAUAUUACCCGCCAAGCCGCGCUGCUUCUUAACACACUGCUCGCUUAAACCGGAAGCCAGCCGCACCAAUGUGUCGGAGGAAACACUGUUCAACUGACGACCGUAGUCAGGCGCCCGGCCCGCCACAAGGAGUCGCUAGAGCGCGAUGAGCCAGUUGUGCCCACACGGCUCCCGGUCACAGCCUGGGAUCGAAGGCGCCACUUGGGAGGCCCUCUCAACUCAUACUAUAGUAAAGAAUGUACAUCUGUGGUCCUCUGUAGCUCAGCUGGUAGAGCACGGCGCUUGUAACGCCAGGGUAGUGGGUUCGAUCCCCGGGACCACCCAUACACAAAAAAAAAAAAUUAUGCACGCAUGACUGUAAGUCGCUUUGGAUAAAAGCGUCUGCUAAAUGGCAUAUUAUUAUUAUUUAUCUGUAUUUCAGAGAGCUUCAUACGGUCCUCCAGUCCUCUACCUACGUCCAUGGUGACAAUCAUGGGCAUUUUGAAGGUGGGGUCAAGCUUGGAGUGGGAGCCUUCAACCUGGUAAGGGAACUGCUUCAUGUCGAUAAUGUUUGUGGUCCAGUUUGCUGGGCUGGUAGAUUGUAUAGAAGGACCAUUUUGGUGUGAUGGUUAUAUAACAACUCAGUGUAACUCAACGCAUUGCCCUGAUUGGUACAAUAUCUGUCUCAUCUUCUCACUCGUCCACUCCUGUGUUCUUGGGUUGUGUACAGAUGAUCUCCAUGCUGCCCACACGGACCCUCAGGUUGCUGGAGUUUGUGGGUUUCUCAGGAAAUAAGGUAGGUUUCCUACUGUUAACCUGGUGGCCCAGAGAUUACGUGUGUGAGAUGCUGAGCUGGACUGAACUGGGCUGGAUGGACUGUGCUAAGUCCCCAGUGUCCUGCGUUGUGUGUGUCUGCAGGAGUUUGGCUUGCAGCAGCUGACGGAGGGCUCAGCAGGGCAGACUUUCAGGUCCUUCCUGUGUAACAUGCUGCUGCUCUGCUACCACACCUUCAUGAGCUUCAUCUUGGGUGAGAGACAGAUUGAUGUUACCACACAUCAAAGGUUACCGCACUGACCUUUUCAACUGCCAAAACAAGCUCUAUAGCCUAGUCGCAUUCUGGUUGGUGGUCUCGCCAGGAAAGGGAAACCCUGAUCAUAUCUUGCACGAAUGGACUAAACUAACAUUAAAUAACAUUGUAUUUUUCUCCUCACGGCUUGCAGGCACUGGGGAGGGGGAUGUGGAGGAUGCAGAGAAACUCCUUCAGCCCUAUCUCAAACAGUAUCCUAAGGUCAGUGAGGACAUUUGUAUAGUUUAUAGCAGUACAGUAAAAUCAUAUUCCAAUUGUAUUGGUUUUGUGAAACUACUGCGAAUUAUUUGGUGGCCUGUACACACACUCAUUCCCAUCAAAACAGUUCAUAGUGAAACAGUGUUCUAUACCUUUGUUGUUUUAAGGGAUCUAUCUUCUUGUUCUUCGCUGGUCGAAUAGAGGUUAUCAAAGGAAACCUGGAUGCUGUAAGUGUGGAUCAAUGAUUUUGACUACUACCAAAAUUAUUUUUGUGUUUAGACUACAAACCAUCCGUUUUCAUGUGUGUGUAUUUGUGUGUACCAGGCUAUAGAGCGCUUUGAGGAGUGCUGUGAAGCUCAGCAACAGUGGAAGCAGUUCCAUCACAUGUGCUACUGGGAGCUGAUGUGGUGUUUCACAUACAAAAGGCAUUGGAAGAUGGCCUACUUCUAUGCUGAUCUGCUCAGCAAAGAGAAUACAUGGUCCAAGGUGGGACAUUCUGCAGUUAUUGUAUUUGUGCAUAUCACUUUACUUUACUUUACUUACUUUAUUGUCCCCAUGGGGAAAUUUUGUUGCAGUGUCAUGUACACAUUUAAAGUGGCGUUAAAUACAAAACAAGAUUGACAAUACAACUUUCAAUAACAGUCACGCACCAAUAAAAGUAAGAAAUAAGAAAUAAAACAUUUAAAACAUUUAAAACAAAGACUAGCCUGCUGGCCUUACGGGGUCAAUGGGAACAUUUGCCAGAGCUAUUUAAGAGGGAUAUCACACCUGGCACAAAUGAUUGUCUCGUUCUAUUUUUCCUGCUGAGGGGUGCCCUAUACCUACGCCCAGAGGGGAGUAAUUCAAAGUCCAGGUACAGGGGGUGACUUGGGUCUAAAAUGAUUUUGUGAGCCUUACGGAGGGCCCUGACCUUAAAGAUCUCAUCCAGGCCUGUCUGUUUGUAUCAGUUCUAUAUAGUGCAGUAUGAAGGACAUUACAUCUGUUUCAGUACAGUAAUGGUUGCAUUAUCUUGCAGGCACAUGCGACAAAGUCUUAACAGAAUAUAGAUUUGCUUGUUUUACAGCUUUUAAUGUAUUCCACUUAGUCUCUAGAGGGCAACAUUUAUGAUGAUGCCUAAAGAGUUUCAGUAGUAACACAUGCACAAUUCCCUCCAGGCAACGUAUGCCUAUAUGAAAGGUGCCUACCUCAGCAUGCUGACCAGGGAGGAAUGCCAACCAUUCGGGGAGAGCGAGGUAGCGCUGUUCAGGUAGGUCACUGCAAUAAACAAACCCCUGUGUCACCAUUAUGCUUUGUACUCUAUUCAUUUCUUUCUACACAGGGAUCUUAGAUAAUCAAGUCAUCCUAUCCAAAUGAAUCAAUAUAUUAUAUGUAUCCAUUGUCUAUCCAUUCCAGGCAGGUACAUGGGCUUAAGCAGAAAAUUGCUGGAAAGUCUUUGCCAACUGAGAAGUUUGCCAUCCGAAAAGCCCGUCGCUACCUGACUGAGAACCCAAUAACGCUACCUGCACCUCCUCUGGUUAGUAUUGCAUGGUUUGACAGCAUGUUCACUAUUACAUUGUAAUUAUAGUGUAAUAUAAUACUACUAUUAUAUUGGUGUGGAUUACUGUGAUACCCGGUGGCCUUGUCUGUCCUCUGCAGGAGAUGAUGUACAUCUGGAACGGCUACACAGUCAUCGGUAAACACAAAGACCUCACGGAGGGCAUGCUGAAAACACUGGACGAGGCACAGGCAAAACUUGACAAUAGCCCAAGUAAGUAACACAAACGUGUGUCCCCCUGGAGAGUUGGUACUGCCUCUACACAUUCAUUUAGGAACAGCAUUAAUGAUUGGAUUUAGGCAACUCCUUUCUUAUCUAGUGAUUAUCAUGUUUAGCAGCACUGCUUAGUAGAGUGUUGUGUGUGAGAGUGAUGGGGCCUGAGUGUUGUACGUUGUGUUCCUCAGGGACAGAGUUCUCCAUAGACGACCAGUGUUUGGUGAGCCUGCUUAGAGGUCUCUGUCUGAAGCACCUGGGACACCAGGAGGAGGCUGAGGCCUACUUCACCCUAGUCCUUUGCAAGUGAGCACCACACACACACACACACUCGCACACAAACACACAAAGUCGCACACACCAAUAUUCAGAACACACUCAACUUUUCACAAUAUGACAGUAGAAGAGACCUACUAUUUUACUAGUCCUGUGUAGCUCAGUUGGUAGAGCAUGGCGUUUGCAACGUCAGGGUUGUGGGUUCGAUUCCCACGGUGGGCCAGUAUGAAGAAAAUAAAAAAUUAUGCACUCACUAACUGUAAGUCGCUCUGGAUAAGAGCGUCUGCUAAAUGACUAAAAUGUAAAUAUACCUUGCAAAAGUAAUACUAUUCCUUACAAGUUUAGCAAUUACCUCCUUUCUUGUUUCAAUCCUGAUCUCUGCUGUAUUUUUCUCUUGUCAGUGAAACACAGAUCAAGUUCGAUCACUACUUGGUUCCCAAUGCACUGCUGGAGCACGGGCUGCUGUGUCUGGAGCAAGGGAGGAAGGAGGAGGGAAUCAAACUACUGGAGACAGCCAAGUGAGUGUCUUGGUCCUUGCGCAACAUAAUUAUCUCAACCCAUCCCAAUACAACAUUUCAUUGAAAUUCUGAAACCUGACUUGUUUACAAGAAUUCUAUUAGUAUGUAAAGUAAAAUCAUCUGGCCAGGCUUUUUCAUUGUUCCCCAAUAUUUACAGGCAAAAUUACAAAAACUACUCCAUGGAAUCACGGACACAUUUCCGAAUCCAGGCUGCUUUGCACAAGGCCAAGGCCACAGGAGAGAAUGGGAUUCACACCAUGCCCUCCAGCCCAUAGCUGGUGUGGGCAAAACAGGGCCAAAGUCCAGCCAUCCCACAGUGCACAGACCAAUGCCGCAGGGAUGAGGCAGAGUACCAAACCACCCACUACCAGCAACAAGCAUAUGACUGGCCAGCCACCGAGCUCUCAGAAAGAACCGCAACACUACACAAGCAUAAUGUACACUGAACGGUCAAAAGCAUACAGAAAAUAGUAUUUACUCAGACAAAGAAAAUAUACGCAAUAUAUAGAAAAUACCACACUGCUGGAUGGAGAUGUACAGGGUCUCAUCAGUCUAUUGCAAAAACCUAUGAUUAGAUACCCAUGCCUGAAUGUUCACCCUCUAGCAUAAAUACAUACAUUUGCUGGUAAACACGUAUUUUCACACCUGUCACAAGGGUUUCUGCAACAUAUUUGAGUGGUUAAAGGUAUUCUCAUGGGUUUUGCCCUCUGCUCAGAGCUAAUGACUAAAAGCACUGUGGCCAAUCUUGGACAACGUCUGUCUUGUUGACCGUGUUCUAUGGCAGAUAACCUCCUGCCCUAAUGCCUUUAUCUCUGUGCUUCUACGACUGGUUUGAUUUGUAUAUUUUCAUUUUCACCCUUCUCUCCCCACUCUGAACAGCUCAAGGGACAUUUUUGCACAUUGGAUCAACUGAACCACUUUCUGUGAAGGAAUGCAUGACCAAUCCAACUGAAUUUUUGUGGAAAUAGUGCCCACUGACAUCUGCACAAAGUUAAAUCAUCCAGCCAUACAAACACAUUGCAGGAAUACAUGUGUGAUGGUAGGGGGUUAUUUUGUCUGUGUUUAUUUAUUAACUGCAAUGGCGCCUUUUACAAAAUUGUCCCAUUUUAAGUGGACAGAUGAAUGUGUCUUUUAGAAAGGCAGGCUCCUUCCUUGUUCUCUUCAUGUGGACACAAUCCAACAGUACUUGAACUCAAACAAACAAGUCUUUCAGAUUGACACAGGAAAGCCAGGCUGCCAGUUCCAUCUGUAGUGAGUGAAGCGUUGACAACCACUAGAGCCUUCCAUAUAUAAAUAUACAGCUCCAACAUCAACAUAGACAAGAAUGGCUUACAGGGAGUUGUUGUACAUUAACAGUGGUGGAAAAAGUACUCAAU